Messenger RNA from Penicillium diatomitis, 753 nucleotides. RefSeq lists its product as uncharacterized. The record is from RefSeq and is a predicted model, not a curated record. NCBI's taxonomy places the organism in Eukaryota, Fungi, Ascomycota, Eurotiomycetes, Eurotiales, Aspergillaceae. The transcript is spliced from 3 exons. The coding region runs from base 1 to 753 and encodes 250 amino acids.
AUGCAGUCACCGCACAAGGAUGAAUGGUUGGAGGCCGAACGAAAUCGAGUUGACAAGGUCUAUACUGUCAAAAAGGCCCUUCAAGCCGUCCCGGCUCCACCACCUAGAGCUAUCGAGCUACCAGGGAAGUGGGUGUAUGCCGUGAGGAAAGAUAAUGACGGCCUGGUCACCGAAUCAGAGCUCAUUGGGUCGUAUCUGGCAACAGGCAGAAGCCUGGUGUUGUUUUUCACCAAGACGGAAAAUAUGCACCUGAUGUUCUUGUCCAUGGCUGCCAUUCUGACAUGGCCGGUGUUGAUGCAGUGGGACGUGAUCAUGGCGUAUCUCAACGCAGCGAUCGAUGGCCGCAUCCUCCUCAUGCGCCAACCAAGUAGCCACGAGAAAUACGGACCGAAUGGCGAAGAGCUCGUGGCAGAUCUGUCAAGCCUAAUAUGGCCUACACCAAGCAGCCUGCUUAUGGCACGAGCGCUUCACAAGCAAUCUGCGAAAGCUUGGCUUCCAACCGAAGGCCUUGUUGGCUUCCUUGAUGCAUUCAUUGCUGAUACAGAAGACAACAAGUCAACUGAGGGCUACGUGUGGUUCUGUGGUGGUGCUCCCGUCUCCUGGACAUCCCGUCGCAAGAGAUCGCGGCUAAAUCAAGCACUGUGGCUGAAUAUUGAUCAAUGGACACUGCUGUGCGUGAAGGACUCUAUCCGGCCAAGUUGGCCACUGGCCUGGGCCUCAUGCAGCCGUCAAAUCAAGAUGGUGACUACUUAA